Molecule: messenger RNA, 475 nt
Organism: Dentiscutata erythropus
Lineage: Eukaryota; Fungi; Glomeromycota; Glomeromycetes; Diversisporales; Gigasporaceae
Source: the annotation of a GenBank genome assembly
AUGGAUGAUCAUAAUUAUGGCAAAGACAGUAUGAUAGAUCCUGAUGAAGACAGUAUGAUAGGUCCCGAUAAAGACAGUAUGAUAGGUCCCGAUGAAGACAGUAUGAUAGGUCCCGAUGACUCAGCUUCUAUAUUAGUUGGAUCAGAAACAUCAGAAUCAAUUACUGAUGAAUUAACUAAUUCACAAAGAUAUAGAUCUCCCAUCUGGAAGCAUUUUUCUUCAUUAGAAAAUGAAAAAAAGCUAGGUGUAAUUAUUUAUCAAAAAUCAGUAACUAAUAGUGAUUCAUCAAGUCUACCAGAAGGUCAAACACAAUUAGAUCUUAGUAAAUUCAUAAAACGACCUUCAAAAAUUCCAAGUAGAAAAGACAUAAGUGUUCCUAAUUUCACUAUUUGUGCUAAUAUGGUAAAGCGAGAUGUUAUGAGUGCCUAUGAUAAAAGAAAAGCUUUUAUUAAAAAAGUUCUUCAAAAUGUAAAUG